Messenger RNA from Tarenaya hassleriana, 1641 nucleotides. RefSeq names its product probable ADP-ribosylation factor GTPase-activating protein AGD11. Gene Ontology annotation, molecular function: GTPase activator activity; phospholipid binding. Lineage: Eukaryota; Viridiplantae; Streptophyta; Magnoliopsida; Brassicales; Cleomaceae. The record is from RefSeq and is a predicted model, not a curated record. Bases 360 to 1520 code for a protein of 386 amino acids. The transcript has 11 exons.
GGAAAAUCCAUAUUUCGUUCUCUGAUGCGCCCGUCACAUUCCAUAGAGAAUCAUCUCGUGCUCGUCUCUCUUUCCGACAAAAAGAGAAAAAACAGAGACCGAACCCAAGGUUGUUCUUUCUCCUCUCCUUGCCAGCAGCAACCUAAAUUCCCAGACAAGAUCCUUUUCCGCUUGAUUCCAUUUGAUUUGCCUUUAAUUUGGAUCCCGUUGCAGGAGGCUCAAUGGUUUGGAUUUCCUUAUUUGGGCUUUCCUUGAAUUCGGAAAUGUCGUAAAAUUUUGAUAUUUGAUCGAACAAGCCCUUAUGAACCUGGUGUUCCAUUUUUUUUUUCUCUGAGGCGUGAUCUUUUAGAGGUUCUGUAAUGUCUUGCGGACAAGAAAACGUCGAUCCCUUCGAAGUUUCUGUUUCAACCAUAGGUUCAGAUGCUUGCUUGUACGAUCUUUUGUGUUCAGAAACACCCAGAUGGGGUCCUCAGACGGAUCUGCACGCAGUUUCUUGCGAUCCGAGGGAGAAGUUGGAGAACAUGAUGAGGCAAUGUGGAAACAAAUACUGUGCGGACUGUGGAUCUACCGAUCCUAAAUGGGUAUCGUUUAGUAUAGGCGUGUUUAUCUGCAUAAAGUGUUCGGGUGUACACAGAAGUCUUGGAGUUCAUAUAUCAAAGGUUCUAUCGGUGAAACUGGACGAAUGGACGGAUGAACAGGUGGAUAUGCUGAUGGGUUUCGGGGGAAAUGAAGCCGUAAACAAAAAGUUUGAAGCUUGCAUCCCCAACAAUAUCAAGAAACCGAAACCAGAUUCGCCUAUUGAGGAGCGUUCUGAUUUCAUUAGACGAAAAUACGAGCAGCAACAAUUUAUGGACCCUAAUGACGGUGCUUCAUGCCCUUAUCAUCCCGGGAGAAGAACCUCGUCAUCCUCAUUGAAUUCUUCGUCAAGCCACCGUUCUACCAAAAACCGAAUUGGUCAUUCAUUCCGGAAUAGCUGGGGAAGAAGAGAUUCUGAUCACAAGGGCCCGAAAAAGAGCCAAUCCAUGGCGGGUAUGAUCGAAUUUGUCGGGUUGAUAAAGGUUAAUGUGGUAAAAGGCACCAAUCUUGCUGUUCGAGACGUGAUGACCAGCGAUCCUUAUGUCAAACUCGCUCUCGGGCAACAGUUCGUGAAGACUCGGGUCAUAAAGAACAACUUGAAUCCGGUGUGGAACGAGACGCUGAUGCUUUCAAUCCCCGACCACAUGCCUCCCCUCAGAGUGCUCGUGUACGAUAAGGACACUUUCUCGACAGACGACUUCAUGGGAGAAGCCGAGAUAGAUAUCCAACCGUUGGUAAGCGCGGCAAAAGCAUACGAGACGUCGAACAUAAGGGAAUCGAUGCAGCUGGGGAGCUGGGUGGCGAGCAAGGAGAAUACGCUGGUGAGUGACAGUAUAAUCUCUCUGGUAGAAGGGAAGGUAAAACAGGACAUAACUCUUAGGCUUCAGAAAGUGGAGAGAGGUGUUCUUGAGAUAGAGCUCGAGUGUGUUCCUCUCACUCAAUGAUAUAUAUCUGAUUUCGAGAGGAAAGACGCUGUCUUCUGCUCUGUCCUUUGUGGUUUCAAGAGUUUUACCAAAGCGAUUCUUUUGGAGGAAUGCAAUAUUAUGAUUCUAUAGUUUUUUUUAA